This is a messenger RNA of Aspergillus affinis, 750 nucleotides long. RefSeq lists its product as uncharacterized. NCBI's taxonomy places the organism in Eukaryota, Fungi, Ascomycota, Eurotiomycetes, Eurotiales, Aspergillaceae. Bases 1 to 750 code for a protein of 249 amino acids. The record is from RefSeq and is a predicted model, not a curated record. The transcript has 2 exons.
AUGGCCGAUAGCACUCUUCCAUUUGAUUUCCCUACGUGGUCGUUGGAUGCGCUGGACGCUCCGCACGCCCUCAGCCUGGAGACUGGCUUCAUGAACGAGGACGAGCUGCAGCGAUAUCAACUUUCCAUGCCUGGAUACGACGAAAUAGCGGCGCAGCACUUCUUGGGCAAUGGCCCGGGGCCAGCAAAAGUGGAGCAGCAGAUGUCGGCAAAGACGGACAAUUUCUACGACCCGCUGACCAACUACGCGCCGACGGACGCGGAUAAAUUUCCUAUAUUCCCGCAGUUUUACCACUUGUCCAAGGAUCCCCUCUCGCUCGAUGACUUGUUGCGAUCCACCUCGCAGGUGGCCACCGAACGAGCCCUCUACAUGAACAACGCAACGCUACCGCAGCAUCCCAUGCCCGUUUCGCCUUCGUCUCUCUUGGAUUCCGGCGCUUCGCCCGACACUAGUCAUGGAUCGUAUAGUGCAAGCGACGAUGGUUGGGAAUGUCAUGCACAGAUGAUGGACCUCCCCGAAGUAUUUGUGCCAGCCGGCGCAAGUGACGAGGACGAAGGCCUGACUCCGCUGGAAAUGCCCGACGGCAGCACACGCUUUACGGCUAAUUGGCUGCCGGUGGAUCCGCAAGGUGGAUUCACCAUCGGCUCGCCCGAAAAGCCUCGUUCGGCCGCCAGUGCGGGCAAUCUCUUCGACCUCGAGUUCAUGAACUACCGCAAGGAGGCCUUCAUCACUACCGAUGCUGGCGUGUGA